UGGAUCUAUAAAUCUAAUCCUCUUUAUAGCAAAAGUGCUCUCGUCCAAAGUUGAGAGUAUCAAAAACCUCAUUUCCAUGGAGAUCGAGGAUUACUACAAGCAGUCCGUAGAUCUAGAUCUGAAGCUAGCUGAUCAUCAAUUUCAAAGUGCCAGAAUAUUACAAAUCAAGGAAAAAAUGGAAGAGGGAGAUAGCCCAUUACCUCAAUCUCCUGCCGACGUUUAUGCUCCUCUCCUUCGAGCUAUCCUAGAAGAUAACUGGAAAGCUGCUGAAGAUUUUAUGCAGAAAAACCCAAACUACUGCCUUGGAGACCACAUAACAAAAGAGAAAGGGACAGCUCUUCACUUUGCUGCAGCUGCAAAACGCACCCAAUUAGUAGAAAACCUCCUGAAAAAUAUGAGAUUGGAAGAAUUAGAAUUGAAGACCAACGGAAACUGCACGGCCCUUUAUUAUGCCGCUCAAUCAGAAAUCGUAACAAUUGCAAAAGAGAUGGUGAAAAAGAAAAGAAAUCUACCAUUGAUCCCCAAGGAUGACAUCGAAGCUUUACCACUUUACGCGGCAAUAAUGACUGGAAAUAGAGACAUGGUAUCGUAUUUAUACUCUGUGACUCCUCUUGAAGAAUUGGCUUCUGCGGGUCGUGUUCAGCUCCUUGUGGCUACUAUUUCCUCUGAUUUGUAUGAUGUGGCACUCAAAAUUCUGAAUAAUUUAAAUUUAGCACGUGAAGAGAAGGAAUCUCUUUGGUUUCCAUUGAAAUUGUUGGCCAAAAAACCUUCAGGAAUUGGCAACAAAAGUCAGCCAUCAGUAUGGGAAAGAUGCUUAAACUCCUGCUUCAAAGGUCAGUUCUGCAACAAAGCUAUGAUGCAAGUAUCAGCCCAUCAAUUAGUUGACCGCCUUUGGAAACUGUUUACGAACGACACAAAUUUCUCAACUUUGGUUUCCCGACAUAAGCAACUAGUUGCUGAAGCUGCAAAAGUAGGGAACGUGGAAUUUCUAGUUAUACUUAUACGCUCUUAUCCCAAUCUCAUAUGGGAAGUUGACGAAGAUUACGGAACUUUAUUUCACGUUGCUGUUGAACAUCGACAAGAGCGUGUAUUUAAUUUAAUAUAUGAGAUAGGUGUUUUGAAGGACAACCUCACGAGCUUAUAUGUUGAAGGGAAUAAAUCCAUGCUGCACUUAGUUAAAGAAUUGCCUUCUUUAGAUCGAUUGAAUAUCAUAUCAGGAGCAGCCCUUCAAAUGCAACGAGAGUUAUUGUGGUUUCAAGAGAUAGAAAAGAUCAUGCCGAAGUCAUCCGUGAAUGAGAUGAGUGGACCAGAAGAAGAAAAACCGCUUAAGGAUAUGUUUUCGGAGAACCAUAAAAUAUUACAGAAGAAUGGUGAAGAGUGGAUGAGGAACACGGCAAACUCUUGCAUGCUCGUGGCAACUUUGAUUGCCACUGUGGUUUUUCCAGCUGCCUUUACAAUACCGGGUGGCAACAAUCAAGAAACAGGCGUUCCUAUAUUUUUGGAAACUAACUGGUUUACGGUAUUCUACACAUCAAAUGCAGUAGCAAUGUUAUUCUCUUCGUCUUCAAUAUUAGUUUUCUUGUCAAUUCUCACGUCACGCUACACAGAACGAGAUUUCUUGACGUCAUUACCUCUUAAAUUGGCAGGGGGACUCGUUAUGCUUGUAAUCUCAAUAGUAAGCAUGCUGAUAGCAUUUAUUGCGGCAUGCUUUUUGGUCUUUAAAAGCAAAAAAAGUGUUCCGGUCCGUAUAAUAAUUGUUGCGGUGCUGGCUAUCCCAAUUUGUUUGUUUGGUAUCCUACAUUAUCGCCUUUGCUUUGAUAUAUUCUGCUCAGCAUUUUGUUCUAAGAGUUUCCGAUCAGAGAAUAGGCUUUUCAAUUCCAAGAAAGGAACGCCUAUUAUGGAAAUUAAGAAUGACAACCAAAUUGGAAUUGAUGGCAGAACCCAGGUUCGGUUUACCAGUUCUGCAACCAGUCCUACAACCAGUCAUGCAAUUCCUCGAUCGGUGUGAAAUUCGACCAAAUUAUGAUCAAGGCUCUUCAGUGUGAUCUUCAUAAUUAGCUAAUAAUGUUGGUUUUUUAAAACUUAUGGGUACUAGGCUGCUUCAAAAGAUGCUACUUUUUAUUAAUUAGGACUCUUGAAACUCUCUUUUAAGGUAAGUCUAUGAUGUUUGUCGUUAUAUAUGUAUAUGUAUGUUAUUGAAUAUUCUGAUU
Messenger RNA from Carya illinoinensis, 2210 nucleotides. RefSeq names its product ankyrin repeat-containing protein ITN1-like. The transcript has 5 exons. The record is from RefSeq and is a predicted model, not a curated record. The coding region runs from base 77 to 2008 and encodes 643 amino acids. NCBI's taxonomy places the organism in Eukaryota, Viridiplantae, Streptophyta, Magnoliopsida, Fagales, Juglandaceae. Gene Ontology annotation, molecular function: protein binding.